Messenger RNA from Girardinichthys multiradiatus, 2246 nucleotides. It is a transcript of the gene st6galnac5b, whose product is annotated as ST6 (alpha-N-acetyl-neuraminyl-2,3-beta-galactosyl-1,3)-N-acetylgalactosaminide alpha-2,6-sialyltransferase 5b. The record is from RefSeq and is a predicted model, not a curated record. The coding region runs from base 124 to 1104 and encodes 326 amino acids. Lineage: Eukaryota; Metazoa; Chordata; Actinopteri; Cyprinodontiformes; Goodeidae. Gene Ontology annotation, biological process: oligosaccharide metabolic process; ganglioside biosynthetic process. Gene Ontology annotation, molecular function: alpha-N-acetylgalactosaminide alpha-2,6-sialyltransferase activity. The transcript has 5 exons.
CGCGCUGAUCCCGGUGAUGCUGCCGAGCGCUCCAGCGCUACACAUGCUUCGGAGUCCCUCACGCCUGGUCCCGGUAGGAUAAUGACUCGCUUUGCGCUCUGAAACAACGAGGGGCGAAUCAAGAUGAAGAUGAGAAUGUGUCAGGGGGUUUGUGGCAUCAUCAUCGUUACCAUGGUUACAGGAUUGAUGGUUGUGUACAGCAGCUCUGGUGGGAGAUCACCUUCAUCUGCAUCUACAUCACUGUAUUCCCGCCAUGUAGAUGCUCCGGCCCCAGCCACAAAGAGACCGCACAGUGUGCAGGCAUCCACUCUGGGGGGGUUUGCAGGCAUCCCGGACCUUAAGCCUCUGAAGAUGCAUUGCAGGACGUGCGCCCUUGUGACCAGCUCCGGCCACCUGACUGGUAGCAACAGGGGCAAGGAUAUCGAUCGCUCACACUGUGUCAUUCGAAUGAACGAUGCUCCCUGUGCAGGUUAUCACCUGGACGUCGGCCGACGCACAAGUCUGCGCGUUGUGGCUCACUCCAGCCUGCAAAGAGUGCUCCGAAGCAGACAGGAGCUGCUCAACGGGAGUCAGGACACAGUGUUCAUCUUCUGGGGACCAAGCAGCUGUAUGAGACGAGAUGGUAGAGGCCACGUUUACAACAACCUCAGACUGUUAAAACAGCUACUGCCCAAACUUAAAGUGUACACGAUUUCCCGGGCCAAGAUGCUGAAUUUUGAUGAGUUAUUCAAGAAGGAAACAGGAAUUGAUAGAAAGAGCUCCAACUCCUGGCUGAGCACCGGCUGGUUCACCAUGGCUAUAGCCCUGGAGCUGUGUGACAGGAUCAAUGUGUUUGGUAUGGUGCCCCCUGAUUUCUGCAGAUCCUCCUCACAUCCCAUGGUGCCGUAUCAUUACUAUGAGCCCUCAGGGCCAGAUGAGUGCUCCAUGUACCUUCUUCACGAGAGAAGUCAAAGAGGAAGCCACCACCGUUUCAUUACCGAGAAGACUGUGUUUUCAAACUGGGCUCGAACUCUGAACAUUCACUUCUACCAACCGGACUGGAAGCCCACUCCCGUCAUCAAAAAUGUGAACAGCUCAUUCACUCUAGGUCUGGCAGGAUCCUGAAACUUUCUCCACAGACAAUCCCUGCAGGAGAAGGGACAGUUUCCAGAGUGACAAUUUGCUCUUAGAACAUUGUUAAACCAGAGCCAGCCCAAGAUUGCAAAAUAGCAAAAAGUAUCAUUACCACCACACACUACAUCACUAGCCUUUGUAUUUGUGGAAAAAAAUACUUUGGAUAAAUUACCUGUGAUCUGUAAAUUGCUGAGAUAGGGACAUUUGUAUUAAUCUGUAUUAAUUCCUGUUUUGCUCACAAGCACAUAUCAAAAAUUAGCAAUUUCUUGAGAAAUUGUGCAUGAAAUGUGAGACCCAGCUCAGACACAGGUGCCACAGUAGCAAAAAAUAUCUUACUUCAAUAACAUAAUUAUCAAAUCAUUACUAUCAAAUAUUGCUUUUAUAAAUUUAAAUGUUAUAUACAGUGUUAAACUAUCUGUCCUCUUUGAAGAUCAUCAAAAAAGAGCCUGAGAUUAAAUUAUUUUAAGGAUCCCCAUGACUUUUGGUUUAUUAUUCUGUGGACUGACGAGACAAAAGUGGAACAUUUUGGGUACCUCUAGUUUUAAUUUCAGACUGUAAAGCAUAGCCUUAUGAACAUUUGAGAAUUAUAAAGCAGUAUGACAGACCUCCCUGUGAUGCUAGGGUAAGUUGUAGUAGUCAGUAGGGUCAGUAGUAGUAGUUGAGCCCCAAAGUCUGCAUAUCCCUGUGAGCUUUAUAUUUUAAAUUGCUUUCAUUCAAACAUAAAGUUUGUUACUGAAAGGAAAUGAGACAGGCAUCUGUCAAAUACAAAAAUGUAAAAAGAGUACAAAUACAAAAAAAUAAAAUAAAGUUCUUGUUUACAAUUGCCAUCACCCUAAUCUUUAGUUCCCUCCACAAAAUCUGUCAAAUUUGAACGAGACUCUGGCUUUGCAAGUCCAAAAGCUUAAUUUUACUUCCAUUCCGGAAAACAUUUUGGUAAAUUAAAAGAAUAUAAAAUUAAAUUGCCAGUGAUAUGAAUAAUUUUGGUCCUCACUAUACAGUCUGCUAUGAACCAGAAAAAGGCGGACCCAAGAUUCAGCCAGACACAGUACUGAAAGUUUAAAAGGUUUAUUCAGCCACAGGAAAUCGUCACACAGGUAACACUCCGCACAGCUUCCAGGAAUCACUGAGGCAGA